UGGAAGUUUGUAAAAAAGGGCUGGAAAGGGGAUCGAACCCGCGCUGAUGGAAGAGUUAUGCGGAGGAGGAACAUCGUGCUUUUGGAUAUGCUGAAACUUUCCGUCACUUCUCCGGGAGGAAAGCAAUGAGAAUCCUGAAGUGGAAGAACAGGAGCAGCAGUAUCAGUCAUUCGAGGGAAAUACAAUGUGGAUGAACUGACGUCGUCUUCGUUUAGCGGGACACCAGUUAUUCCCUGAAGACGAACUUAAAAGGGGUUUGAAAGAUGGCCGUGCGUAGCAAUUCAUUGAUGCCUUUCUCCAUCCAAGCCAUUUUGAAUAAAAAAGAGGACAGUCGUGGACAUUUACCCGAUUUGGAUAUGUGUUUCUCAAAGACGUCCUGUUGGAAAAUAUUCGGGGAAAUGAACAGCGGAUCUGCGGACUUUCCCUCGGCGUGCAGGCCGAGCAGCGACGGGGGAACCUGCGAGCCGGGCGACAACAAAAGUUACGACUCCGACUCGGGUCUGAGCGACGAUAACGACGGUAAGCCGGUGGUGUGUAAGACCGAGACCGAGGUGGACCCCGCCUCAGACCUGCUGGAGGAGAGCCUGCAGGAGGAGACGGACCAUGAAUCCACCGCCGUGGAGAACGCGAAGGGACUCAGCGACUGUGAGCCCAAUGUCUCGGAUUCCAACAACCUCGACGAGGCGGGAAGCGAUCAAAGCGCCGACCAGCCCAAGCAGAGGAAGAAGCGCUCGCGAGCCGCCUUCUCCCACGCACAGGUCUUCGAGCUCGAGCGGCGCUUCAACCACCAGCGCUACCUCUCGGGGCCCGAGAGGGCCGACCUGGCUGCCUCCCUGAAGCUCACCGAGACCCAGGUCAAGAUCUGGUUCCAGAACCGCCGCUACAAGACGAAGCGUCGUCAGAUGGCCGCCGAUUUAAUGGCGUCGGCCCCCACGGCGAAGAAAGUGGCGGUUAAGGUGUUGGUCCGGGACGACCAGAGACAGUACAGCCCGGGAGAACUGCUGCGGCCCCCGCUGCUUGCCCUGCAGCCGUCCUACUAUUACCCCUACGGCGCGUACUGCCUUCCCGCCUGGACGCUAUCCGCGUGCGCUGGGAACCCAUAAGGCCCCCCCUUACCACAGAGGGGCCCCUCCUCGUGUAUUUAUUUUCUCCCGGGAAACCAAAGGAAAAACAUUGAAAGAAUCCUUGAGAGAAGCGAGUGUCUGAAUGGACUUAUCAGAUCAGAGUCACCAACCGAACUGCCUCACCGUGUUUUGUUGUCGUUGUUGUUGUUGUUGUUGUUGUUGUGUACGACUGAAGAUAUCACAUUUGAUGGUUGUUGCAGAAUAUUCUGUCCUCUGUUGUACGCGCGUGUUCCUACCUCUGCAAUGAUUGGAAAUAGACUGUUUCUAUUGGCCCUUCAAAUGGCUAAUUGUGUUACGUUUUUAUCUUUGUUGUGUUUGUAAUAACUAAAAUAUUUCAGCACUUUUGAGCAUAUAGUGUGGGCAUGUACAGUAGGCCUAUCAAACAUUAAAAGAAAAAAUACGAAAUGUUUGUUGUAUUCGUGUGUGCGACCGGAGAAGGUUUCAUUAUUAAGAGAUACCUAUAUCUGCUGUCGAGUAGCCUAUAUGUUUUAUUUUGUUAUUUAGAGGAAAACUAAUAUUUUUUCAUAGCCAUACCAAUUGUUAUAAUUGGAAUGCCAUUAUGUAGGCCUAUGUUUUAUUUACAAAUUUAAAAUCCCCCAUAUUUUUAGGCCUGAAUAUAAAGAAAAUAUGAGACUAAUUAUGGUUUUAAAUAUUGGCUGCUUUCGAUUUAGCAAUUCAAAAAGUUGCUUGAUGGUUGACGACUGGUCGUAUAGUGGUAGUUUUGGGCGCUAUAUCAACUCUAUCCGAAGAGACUAUGAGACAAUACAGUGUGUUUGGUCCGUGUCCACGUGUAUACAAAAUAAGAUGCAACAUUGCUGUGUUUUUUCAAUAGGAUAUCGUAUAUAUUUAUCUUGCGUGGGAUAAAUUAAGUAUGAGAAUUAAAGUGGUGAAUACGUUAAGAAAUCGUGGCCACAUUAUUAUAUUAUUAUUGCAAACAAUUAUAGGUGAAAUAACCUGGGUAAAAUAAAUUCUGACAGAAUUUAGGCUACCUUAAAUACAAUUUAAAAUCAGCAGCAGAUCUGAUGCACUAUGACCCAGGAGUCAGGUUGUCAUCAUGGCCAGGAUGAGCUCUCCUCCAAACACUCCUGUCAAACACGAUGAUUAAUUGCUGUACGAUCCUGGGACAUGGUGAAGUGACGGGUAUCUUAGGGUGCACGUCUACACAGGUAGAGGACUAUUUGAAGGUCAAGGAGACCCAUGUCAUGAGGCACUGCAUCUGCCUUUGGAUCGCUUGACGAUUAAGUGUAUAUUGAACACCAAACCAUUU
This is a messenger RNA of Gadus chalcogrammus (walleye pollock), 2391 nucleotides long. It is a transcript of the gene nkx3-2, whose product is annotated as NK3 homeobox 2. Lineage: Eukaryota; Metazoa; Chordata; Actinopteri; Gadiformes; Gadidae. Gene Ontology annotation, cellular component: nucleus. The transcript is spliced from 2 exons. Gene Ontology annotation, biological process: regulation of transcription by RNA polymerase II; cell differentiation. The record is from RefSeq and is a predicted model, not a curated record. Gene Ontology annotation, molecular function: DNA-binding transcription factor activity, RNA polymerase II-specific; RNA polymerase II cis-regulatory region sequence-specific DNA binding. Bases 264 to 1103 code for a protein of 279 amino acids.